AUGUCCAGUGUGUCAAUUUCUUUGAAUCAGCUGAUUUUUAUACCUUUAUAAUACUUACAAUACGUAUUUAUGAUGUGUUUCUCAACUGCCAGACACACACGUAUAUAACAACACUAUCCUUUAUGAAGCAUUUCCGACAUCAGAUGACAUUGACAUAACGGAAGGAACAUCCUCAAUAUCUACCAUGUUUUAAGGAAUAAAGGAAAUUAUUAUACAAGACAGAUGUAUAGCAUUGUUUCUAGAAAUCUGUGGAAGAAUUCCUGUGAAACAUUUCUGAACAUCACUGACUGAAGCAUGAAGAAGAGUGGUUCCUGUUCUGAUGAAACUUGGAUAAAUUUAUGUAAUUGCUGCUAGAGAAAGGUAACCCUGGACAGAAAUACAGCUGUAGUAGGAGCAUUAGUAAGGAAUAAAGUGUAAGAAGAAAGCAGGAAAAAUAUUUAAACUGGGAUUUGUGAGGAAAAAGAGUGGAAAUGAGUGAGAAAGGUAUAGAACUGAUUUCCUCUGAACCCAUGACGAAAGAGGGAAGGAAAUUGUCAUACGAGUGUGAUGUCUGUAAAAAGGUCUUUUCCCUAAAAUGUAAGCUAAUUUCUCACAAACGCAUUCAUACAAGAGAGAAACCGUUUCAUUGUGAGGUCUGUGGUAAAUCUUUCACUUACAGUAGUUACGUAAUUAGACACAAACGUAGUCAUACAGGGGAGAAGCCAUUUCAAUGUGAUAUCUGUGGUAAAUCAUUCUCUCGGAGUACUCACUUAACUAGACAUAAGUAUACCCAUACAGGCGAGAACGCAUGGAAGUGUGAUAUCUGUGGUAAAUCAUUCUCUCAAAAUAGUGACUUAAGGAUACACAAGCGUAUUCAUACAGGAGAGAAGCCAUAUCGCUGUGACAUCUGUGGUAAAUCAUUCUCUAACAGUAGUCACUUAACUAGACAUAAACGUAUUCAUACAGGGGAGAAGCCAUAUCAUUGUGAUAUGUGUGGUAAAUCAUUCUCUCAAAGUUUUCAAUUUACUUUACAUAAACGUGUUCAUACAGGAGAGAACCCAUAUCCUUGUGAUAUCUGUGGUAAAUCAUUCUCUGGUAAUUCAUCGUUAGUUACUCACAAACGUAUUCAUACAGGGGAGAAGCCAUUUCAAUGUGAUAUCUGUGGUAAAUCAUUCUCUCGGAGUACUCACUUAACUAGACAUAAGUAUACCCAUACAGGCGAGAACGCAUGGAAGUGUGAUAUCUGUGGUAAAUCAUUCUCUCAAAAUAGUGACUUAAGGAUACACAUACGUACUCAUACAGGAGAGAAACCGUAUCAUUGUGACAUCUGUGGAAAGUCAUUCUCUGACAAUAGUGCCUUGUUAACUGAUCACAAACGUAUUCAUACAGGAGAGAAACCGUAUCAUUGUGAUAUCUGUGGUAAAUCAUUCUCUCAGAGGAGUAACCUAACUUCACACAGACGUAUUCAUAUGGGAGAAACACCAUAUCAUUGUGAUAUUUGUGGUAAAUCAUUCUCUCAAAGUUAUUCCUUAACAUAUCACAAACGUAUUCAUACAGGGGAGAAGCCAUAUCACUGUGACAUCUGUGGUAAAUCAUUCUCUAAAAGUGAACCCUUAAGAAAUCACAAGCGUAUUCAUACAGGAGAGAAGCCAUAUCGCUGUGACAUCUGUGGUAAAUCAUUCUCUAACAGUAGUCACUUAACUAGACAUAAACGUAUUCAUACAGGGGAGAAGCCAUAUAAGUGUGAUAUCUGUGGUAAAUCAUUCUCUCAAAAUAGUGACUUAAGGAUACACAAGCGUAUUCAUACAGGAGAGAAGCCAUAUCGCUGUGACAUCUGUGGUAAAUCAUUCUCUAACAGUAGUCACUUAACUAGACAUAAACGUAUUCAUACAGGGGAGAAGCCAUAUAAGUGUGAUAUCUGUGGUAAAUCAUUCUCUCAAAAUAGUGACUUAAGGAUACACAAGCGUAUUCAUACAGGAGAGAAGCCAUAUCGCUGUGACAUCUGUGGUAAAUCAUUCUCUAACAGUAGUCACUUAACUAGACAUAAACGUAUUCAUACAGGGGAGAAGCCAUAUAAGUGUGAUAUCUGUGGUAAAUCAUUCUCUCAAAAUAGUGACUUAAGGAUACACAAGCGUAUUCAUACAGGAGAGAAGCCAUAUCGCUGUGACAUCUGUGGUAAAUCAUUCUCUAACAGUAGUCACUUAACUAGACAUAAACGUAUUCAUACAGGGGAGAAGCCAUAUAAGUGUGAUAUCUGUGGUAAAUCAUUCUCUCAAAAUAGUGACUUAAGGAUACACAAGCGUAUUCAUACAGGAGAGAAGCCAUAUCGCUGUGACAUCUGUGGUAAAUCAUUCUCUAACAGUAGUCACUUAACUAGACAUAAACGUAUUCAUACAGGGGAGAAACCAUAUCACUGUGAUAUCUGUGGUAAAUCAUUCCCUCACAGUAGUCAGUUAUCUACACACUACCAUACUCAUACAGGAGAGAAACCGUAUCAUUGUGAUAUCUGUGGUAAAUCAUUCUUUAACAGUAGUUGCUUGUCUACACACAGACGUAUUCAUACAGGGGAGAAACCAUAUCACUGUGAUGUCUGUGGCAAAUCGUUCUCUGAUAGUAGUAAAUUAACUGCCCACAGACGUAUUCAUUCAGGAGAGAAACCAUAUCACUGUGAUAUCUGUGGUAAAUCAUUCUCUGAUAGCAAUGCUUUACCUAGACAUAAACGUAUUCAUACAGGGGAGAAACCAUAUCAUUGUGAUAUCUGUGGUAAAUCAUUCUCUCAGAGUAGUCACUUAGCUGCUCACAUACGUAUUCAUACAGGAGAGAAACCACAUCAUUGUGAUAUCUGUGGUAAAUCAUUCUCUGUAAAUAGUUUGGUGACUAGACACAAACGUAUUCAUACAGGAGAGAAACCAUAUCACUGUAUUGUCUGUGGUCAAUCAUUCUCUAACAGAAGUCAGUUAACUAAUCACAAACAUAUUCAUACUGGAGAGAAAGGAAGAGUGUAAUUCUACAGUUUCUUGUUUGCUAUAUAUUUUUAAUAUUCCUGUGUUUUAUGCAAUGGAGUAAUAACUCUAAAAGCAUUUCCAAAAUUUUAGAUUUUUGCUUUUGCAAUUUUUACCUCGCCCUCUUUCCAUGAUCACUCAUCCAUUUUCCUUUCCAUAAUGUAAGGACUUCUGUACCAAAACACUUCCUCCUCCUGACGACCCUACAUAUUACUCUUUAUUGAAUAUCGCAUAACCUAAUUACAGUGUAUUUAUUGUUUAUUAUCUUUUAAAUGCUUCACUCAUUAAAUAUAUUAUACAAUAACAUUUGUUAUGACUUUUUCAUACGCAGGAAUAUUGUAAAGUUGUCAUAUAUGUACAU
Molecule: messenger RNA, 3342 nt
Organism: Octopus sinensis (East Asian common octopus)
Lineage: Eukaryota; Metazoa; Mollusca; Cephalopoda; Octopoda; Octopodidae
Product: zinc finger protein 91-like
Exons: 16
Coding region: 471-2984 (837 amino acids)
Biological process (GO): regulation of transcription by RNA polymerase II
Cellular component (GO): nucleus
Molecular function (GO): DNA-binding transcription activator activity, RNA polymerase II-specific; RNA polymerase II cis-regulatory region sequence-specific DNA binding
Source: RefSeq, a predicted model, not a curated record